AUGGCUGAGCAACAUUGGAACAAUUGGAAUGGCACCCGUUCUGGUAGGUCAUAGGCGAAUUGCGGGAGAUAGAUAUUGUUUUAGAACAUGCGGUCAGCAACCCGAUUAUGGUGCAAGGUGGUGGUCCUCAAGGGUCUCAUCUAAUGUCUCCCCGGUCAGUAGGCGAACAGUCGGUAGUAUACCAUCAAAUGGUUGAGAAUGUACUCAGCUCAUCUCCAGGGAGUAUAAACAACAGAGAUAUGAAAUUUGUAAGUUACUUUUUAUAUUAUUUGUUUAAAUUUUAGUUCCGUGGACAUAAGCCAUCCGAAAAAACGACAACAAAGCCAAUAAAGGUCAAUAAUAACGAUAAUUCAAGGUAAUUGCGUUCCCGCAAGAUAAUAGUUGUGUUUAGUGAGCAGGCGACUCCAGUAGAAGGAUCUCCAGUGGAAGAUGGAAUUCUGGAAGAUCGGGCUCAGAAAUCGGGCCCUGUUCCAAUUCCGUUUACUGGUGGGGAAGUUCAAACACUUCCUGGGGCAACUCCUGAAUUCAACCAAGUAAGUGUAAGAACGAACAUAAAUUUUUAAAAGUGGCUAUAGGUAUUUUUACCUAAUUUUAAUUUUAGUUUCCGUUGAUGUAUGCCGGGCAAAACCCAGUUCAAUAUAUUGCUGGAAACGGAGCUCCUUUUGGUACCCCUCCGUCAAACUAUGGUUAUGGCUCAUGGAGUGCAGUUUAUCCUCCACAAAAUGGAGGUAAUUCAACAUUUGGUGUCUUUACUUCUUUUUAGGUAUACCUAGAGGAACACCACCAACUUCUCAGCUGUUUUCUUCAUCUCCGCCAAUGCCUCCUAGUAUGUACCCUGUUGGGUAUCAGCCGGCGCCCCCAAGGGGAAUUCAGGGGAUAUCCAAUGCGAUGUCUCAGAUCAGCAUUGGGACAACAGCUGGCAGGCCACGUCGAGACUCGUUCACAACUUCUCAAUCUAGGCAGUUUCCACAUCAAGUUCCCCAAAGUGGAUAUUACAUGGUUGCAACAGCCGCCGGCUCACCUCCCGUGUCGAUGGGAUCAUCACCUAACCAUGUUAUAUGUAAGCUGACUGUGGAUGAGAUAUUUUGCUUCAGGGAUUGCUUUUAAAUUAAUUGUUUAUAGAUAAUGGAAUGUAUCCUAAUGCUUCGAUGAACGGGUCCGCGGUCCAUGGACCCCCAAAUGUUGUAUAUCCCCACAUACCUCCGCCUCAGAAUCGUCAAGUGUUUAAUGGGCCCCCAGGCGCGGCUCAGCCCAUGCCUUACCCGAACAAUGCUCAAGGGGCCCCUCCGCGGCGAAAUGGGAAUAUGCCACCGGCAAGUAUUAAUCGUCCACAACAUGUCCACGUGAUUGCUGAGGCCGACAAACCUGUUGUUACACAUUCUCAAAUGUUAGAAGAGUUCAGAAACAGUCGCCUUCCACAUCUUCAGUUGAGUGAUUUGGGGUCUCAUGUAGUCGAGUUUGCUCAAGAUCAACAUGGAUCAAGAUUUAUUCAACAGAAGCUGGAAAGGGCCAGUUUGAGGGAAAAGCAGAUCAUCUUCGACGAAGUGAUAGCGAAUGCCAGUAUUCUGAUGACUGAUGUUUUUGGAAAUUAUGUCAUCCAAAAAUUCUUUGAACACGGUACUCAAGAACAGAAAACCCAAUUGACUGAAGCAAUCAAGGGUAAUGUCAUGUCUCUGGCACUUCAGAUGUAUGGAUGCCGGGUGAUCCAAAAAGCACUUGAAUCGAUCGAGUCGGAUCAGCAACUGUUAUUGCUCAAGGAAAUGGAGGGACAAGUCAGUAUACUACUUACUUCAAUUUAUUUUUAUUUUUAGGUAUUAAAAUGUGUAAAAGAUCAAAAUGGAAAUCAUGUAGUGCAAAAGGUCAUUGAGAAAGUUGAGCCGGCAAGAUUACAAUUCAUAAUUGAUGCCUUUACCAAUUCUGGACCUGGAACGGUAAGCUUUCAUUCUCAAAUGUUUUUUAAAUACGUUUUUAUUGGUUUAGAUAAAGAUGCUUUCGACCCAUCCUUACGGGUGUCGUGUUAUCCAAAGAGUUUUGGAACACUGCACAGAAGAACAGAAACGUCCAGUUCUGGAACAAUUGCAUAAAAAUAUCAACGAGCUUAUUAUCGACCAAUAUGGAAACUAUGUAGUUCAACAUGUAAUUGAACACGGAUCAGAUGCGGAUCGGGACAGAAUAGUGGGCCAAAUAAAGGGAGAUGUCUUGAAGUUCGCCAAGCACAAGUUCUCCUCCAAUGUUAUCGAAAAGUGUCUCUUUUGUGGAAAUAAUAAUCACAAAACGGCUUUGAUCACGGAAGUUUGUGGAGAGUAAGCAUCAGUAUUUUUAUGUCAGAUUUGUGUGGAUGCGAAAUAUUGUUUUGUUUUAGUGGAAGUGUUCCUACGCCAUUAUUGGAUAUGAUGAAGGAUCAGUUUGCGAAUUAUGUAGUUCAAAAGAUGCUGGAUGUCGCCGACAGUUCCAACCGGAAGAAGAUUAUGCUCGCUAUCAAGCCACACAUACCCACAUUGAGAAAAUACAGCUAUGGGAAACACAUUAUCAGUAAGUAGCGGGACGGUAGAAACUUAUCCUGGUUCGUAGAUCAGAUUUCUUUGACCAUAUGGGAGUCUGAAAUGAGAGUAAACUAGAUUCGGAAUGUAACACUUGCAUUAAAAUGCUUGUUUAGCAAAAUUGGAAAAGUAUUUCCAAAAACAGAACGGAGUCAGCCCAUUCGUGCAGCCCGUGGAUUAUGUGCCGAACAACGAUUUCGUCCAGUCGAAUCAGCCCCCCGUCCUCUACUAG
Molecule: messenger RNA, 2772 nt
Organism: Bursaphelenchus xylophilus (pine wood nematode)
Lineage: Eukaryota; Metazoa; Nematoda; Chromadorea; Rhabditida; Aphelenchoididae
Source: the annotation of a GenBank genome assembly